Molecule: messenger RNA, 5342 nt
Organism: Neogale vison (American mink)
Lineage: Eukaryota; Metazoa; Chordata; Mammalia; Carnivora; Mustelidae
Gene: NOVA1
Product: NOVA alternative splicing regulator 1
Exons: 5
Coding region: 119-1642 (507 amino acids)
Biological process (GO): mRNA splicing, via spliceosome; regulation of alternative mRNA splicing, via spliceosome
Cellular component (GO): nucleus; cytoplasm
Molecular function (GO): mRNA binding
Source: RefSeq, a predicted model, not a curated record
GAAAAGAAAAGAAAGAAAGAAAGAAAGAAAAGAAAAAAAAAGAAAGAAAAGAAAGAAAAAAAAAAGCCAAAACAAAAGGGAGAACCUUCUCCCCGUAGCAGCGGCAGGAACUGCAAACAUGAUGGCGGCAGCUCCCAUCCAGCAGAACGGGACCCACACUGGGGUUCCCAUAGACCUGGACCCGCCGGACUCGCGGAAAAGGCCGCUGGAAGCCCCCCCUGAAGCCGGCAGCACCAAGAGGACCAAUACGGGCGAAGACGGCCAGUAUUUUCUAAAGGUUCUCAUACCUAGUUAUGCUGCUGGAUCUAUAAUUGGGAAGGGAGGACAGACAAUUGUUCAGUUGCAAAAAGAAACUGGAGCCACCAUCAAGCUGUCUAAGUCCAAAGAUUUUUACCCAGGUACUACUGAAAGAGUAUGCUUGAUCCAGGGAACAGUUGAAGCACUGAAUGCAGUUCAUGGAUUCAUUGCAGAAAAAAUUCGAGAAAUGCCCCAAAAUGUGGCCAAGACAGAACCAGUCAGUAUUCUACAACCCCAAACCACCGUUAAUCCAGAUCGCAUCAAACAAACAUUGCCAUCUUCCCCAACUACCACCAAGUCCUCUCCAUCUGAUCCCAUGACCACCUCCAGAGCUAAUCAGGUAAAGAUUAUAGUUCCCAACAGCACAGCAGGUCUGAUAAUAGGGAAGGGAGGUGCUACUGUGAAGGCUAUAAUGGAGCAGUCAGGGGCUUGGGUGCAGCUUUCCCAGAAACCUGAUGGGAUCAACUUGCAAGAGAGGGUUGUCACUGUGAGUGGAGAACCUGAACAAAACCGAAAAGCUGUUGAACUUAUCAUCCAGAAGAUACAAGAGGAUCCACAGAGUGGCAGCUGUCUCAAUAUCAGUUAUGCCAAUGUUACAGGUCCAGUGGCAAAUUCCAAUCCAACCGGAUCUCCUUAUGCAAACACUGCUGAAGUGUUACCAACUGCUGCCGCAGCCGCAGGGCUCUUAGGACAUGCUAACCUUGCUGGCGUUGCAGCCUUUCCAGCAGUCUUAUCUGGCUUCACAGGCAAUGACCUGGUGGCCAUCACCUCUGCACUUAAUACUUUAGCCAGCUACGGAUAUAAUCUCAACACAUUAGGUUUAGGUCUCAGUCAAGCAGCAGCAACAGGGGCCUUGGCUGCAGCAGCUGCCAGUGCCAACCCAGCAGCAGCAGCAGCCAAUUUGUUGGCCACCUAUGCCAGUGAAGCCUCAGCCAGUGGCAGCACAGCUGGUGGUACGGCGGGGACAUUUGCAUUAGGUAGCCUGGCUGCUGCUACUGCUGCAACCAAUGGAUAUUUUGGAGCUGCUUCUCCCCUAGCUGCCAGUGCCAUUCUAGGAACAGAAAAAUCCACAGAUGGAUCAAAGGAUGUAGUUGAAAUAGCAGUGCCAGAAAACUUAGUUGGUGCAAUACUUGGCAAAGGAGGGAAAACAUUAGUGGAAUACCAGGAGUUGACUGGUGCAAGGAUACAGAUCUCCAAAAAAGGAGAAUUCGUACCUGGCACAAGGAAUCGGAAGGUAACCAUUACUGGAACACCAGCUGCAACACAGGCUGCUCAGUAUUUAAUUACACAAAGGAUCACAUAUGAGCAAGGAGUGCGGGCUGCCAAUCCUCAGAAAGUGGGUUGAGUGCCCCAAUUAUACAUCAGAUUGUUUUAACCCCUCCUUUACCCCAUUUUCAAGAAGGAUGUACUGUACUUUGCAGAAGUGAAGUUUUUCUGUUAUUAAUAUAUAAUUAUGCAAAUGAAUGCGACUAUGUUGACAAUGUGUAUAUGUAAAUAAUAUGUGUUUUACCAGAUGUUUCAUAGAAAGAAUUUUUUCUUGAUCUGUUUUGUUCUCUAUACUUUGCUUGUGUAUAUUUGUCAGAGGUGUUUCUAGUGUAAGAUUUAAGCCUGCCAUUUUACCAGCAUUAUUGUAGUUUAAUGAUUGAAUGUAGACAGGGAUAUGCGUAUAGUUUUCAGUAUUAGUUCUAGAUAACACUAAAUUAACUACUGUUAGGUUGAGUAUGGUGGGGUCAGUGACCUAAAAUGGAGUGAGGCCAAAGCACUGUCAUGUAAGUCUUACUUCCUGCUUAGGGCACAGUGAAGUAGGAAACAAUAUUUUGAAAAUAAGUUUUAAAUUUAAAAUGAUCAAAAAGCAAUAUAGUUGCAUAAAAGCACUGUAAAAUAUUUAAAAGGUUAAAACUGUGGAAAAUUAUAUUGGUAAGUUUACAGAUCAAUAAAAGCACCUGUUCUCCAUCUGAACUAGACAAUGGAAAUAAUGCUGCAUGCUGGCCAUGGCCCAUUCUUCAUCAUUUGUAAGUUCAACAAAAGUUCUCACAUGGAGUCCCACCUCUUCAGAGGUUUGUACAUUUGUUUUUAAGCACUGAAUUCACUACUGAUCCCAUCGCCUGGCCAGUAGAACAGUCAUUACUCCAUUAACAUCCUCACUGUUUAGACACAUAACUGUGGUACAGUGUAUUGGAAAUUUUAUAAACAAAAGUGAAAGUGCCAACAAAUUAUUGAUAGCUGAUAAUGUUUCAUUAUCUGCAACUGCUUGAUAAGUAUGUUGCAUUUUAAGAGCUUAUAAUUGUGUAUAAUUUGUUAACACUAGAAACCUAUUAGUAUUGUGAAUGUAGAUUUUACUGUGAAGCUAUCUGUGAUUUAGCUGUUUGCUCCCAUGAUGGAGUCUUUGCAGCAUGGCGCUAGCAGCCAAUGCAGUUUCUAAUACUCGGUAAUUUGCAUGUUUUGUGGAGCAUUUUUAUGUCACCAACCAGACAGUAUUUCCUGCAUGCUUAUUUAGAAGAGGCAGUUUAUCUUGAGAGGUAGUGUGAUCUACCUUUGUCAGGCUUUUUGACAGGUCAUUUCAAAGUAAGCCUUUGUUCCCAAGACCCAACAACUGUCACCCUCUUCUGUACCUCUCCUGAGUGCCAACUGUCCAGGCCAUUUGACACACCAUCUGUUAACCUCUGAGUUUGCCCACUCAAGGCCACUCAUAGGGGCAUCCAUCCCCAAGCACCUCCUCAUGCUGUGCAUGCAGUCUUAAAUUCAAUGGACAAAAAUAAAAUGCUGGCUACCUCUGGAUCAUCUGGCUGAGCAACUGAAUUACAAAAGAGAAUUACUUCCAUCUCAACUUCAACCCAUUGAUUACGUCCAUCCUAGCAAGCUAAAUGGCAUCCCAGCUGCUCCUUUCUGUGCAACCAAUUAAAGAACAAUGAGUGUGAUGCUCCAUGUCUGAAUUUCGUCCAGCCUCUCUCUGAACUGUGAUCUUUGUCCUCAUGAACUUUCCCUUUUGUUCAUUGAACUAUAUGGACUCUUCAUUUCAUAUUGAUUUACUGUGCAAUUUACUUUUGGACAUUGAGAACUUGAAAUUAUUUCCUGAUCCCUUCCCCUUCCACUAUUAAUAAUUCAUUUCUGUCAAACUGUAAGAGUAGAUUCAUUUUUUUUUUAGUUUUUAACAUUGGACUGUUAUUUCAUUUAGAGUUCUCUAUCUCUAAAUAUUUAUUUAGAGAAUGAUUUUAAAAGGGAAUGAUAUGCUUGUUUAAAUGAAAGAGAAAAGCUGUAGUAAACUGUGUUAAUUGGUAAUGACUAUUUAUCGUCGAUACUCUGUAGCUGUGUAAGUUUUGACAAAUAGUGUAUCUCGUGGAAUCAGUGGUUAGCAUUGCCGCUAUUAUAUUUACUCAUUUUAUCAUUAUAAAUGUGCUUAGUUCAUCAUGUAGCAUCACUUGUCUCCCGUCUCAUUUUUUCCUUGCAUGUCACAAGUCUCAGAUCAUUUAUAAUACAUUAACAGUAAAUAAUAUCUAUGUAAAUUUCUUUCACCGUGCUGUCUCAGAGUCAGCAGUGAACAAAGGCAAAGAUUGGGGCCCCACUUAGUUGAAAAAGAGAAAGGAAGUGAUAUAGGAUGUGUAUUAGAAGCAUUUCAAAUGUUGGGUCUUUAAAAUGUUUUGUUCAGUCGUAGCAAAUCUUCAACCUUUUAUUUCAAAAUUCCAGUAGUCCACUGUGGAGCCCAUGCAUUUCAUCUGGAAUUUAAUGUUACUUUGAAGCCAAACCAUUUAAACAAUUAUGUGUAUUUUACUAGCUAGUAUUGCUGAAAAUGCACUCAGUUCAAUUUUAAUUGUAAAUGGGAAUUUUAAACUUUUGCUAGUUGGCAUGGUUAUAUGUUAGUUAAAUCUGAAAGCUAAAUUGAAGAUAUUUACAUUUUAAUUUAUGGUAACAGAUAAGGGUUUGUGUGCAUUAUGUGUAAAUCAGCUUCAUGCUGUCUAAAAACUUAUUCUCUGAAAUUUAUAGACCAUGUAGAAUUGAUUUGUGAUGUGAUGCUUUAAUUUACUGGAAGAAAAUUAGUAUGGCUUCAAACUGCCACAGGUAGGCAUGUAACAAUGGCUGUUCAGCUAUACUGAUCCAAAAUGGAGAAAACUGAUGAUACAAGGGCCAAACAUCUUAUGAAAUGCAACUAUUUAUAGACUUGUUUUGCUAUAGGGAGGCUGGUGAACAUGCUGAAUACGAAUUACCUCAGUUCUGCAGCUUUCUAUGUCUUUUUAAUGCAUUCUGUUUCAGGGUCACUUUCAAUCAAUAUUUCAUUUACUUACUGAGAUUGAAUGGGCGCUCUGAGACACAGUGUGCUGUUUAUCAUACAGAUUGGACACCUCAUUCUAGAUCCAAGAUCUUUUCCUCAACACUGGGAGCUGUCCUUUCAGCACCACAAAAUUACUGCUUGAAGUUGCAUUGCAGUUUUUUUUUUUCCUUUAUCACUGGGAGCUUUUCUUUCAGCACCACAACAUUGCACCUAGACUUUUUAAACGGCUGCCUUCCUCUUUGCACUGAAGACCAAUUUCGUCUGCACUUCCAGUUAUUGCUAUUACCUGUAGGACUUUCAAUCCUACUUCACCUCACCCACCCCACUCCUGAAACAGUUAAAUGUAUCUAUUUCUGUGGAAGUCAUUUUCUCAUUGAAUGAUCAGAAACAAAGAUAAAUUCUAACCUGUAACGGCUCAUUUCGACUCAUUGCUUACAAUAGAUCUAAGCUCUUUUUUCUGCUUAUUCGACUCCUUCCAGCUUCCCAUCACAUCUGUAACAAACUUUUAAAAUUAUAUUGCCACACCACCAUGCACAGCCUACCUGCACAGUAGAGAUAGAUUAUUCCAUCGUAUUCAGAUGGUUAACAGAGGUUAGCAAGUCCUGUAUUAUAUAUUUAUAUCGCUUUCUAAGAAAGUGCAUAUUAAUGUUUACUUUAAGAAUGUGUAAAUGGUGCUAUCAAGAAUCUGAUAAAUUUUAUCCCAGUUUUUUGUGUACCACUUCUAAUGUAUGAGAUUUAUUUUUCUAUUGGAAAAAAUAAACAGUAUGAAAGCAUUAAA